Blastomyces dermatitidis ER-3 is the source of this 1122-nucleotide messenger RNA. RefSeq lists its product as uncharacterized. The transcript has 8 exons. Lineage: Eukaryota; Fungi; Ascomycota; Eurotiomycetes; Onygenales; Ajellomycetaceae. The coding region runs from base 1 to 1122 and encodes 373 amino acids. The record is from RefSeq and is a predicted model, not a curated record. Gene Ontology annotation, molecular function: methyltransferase activity.
AUGGCUCUCUCCAUCCAGUUCGCCAUUAGUUUCUCCCCGUUUAACCAUGCAUAUCGCUUUGGCCCGGUUGUAGGAGCGUUAUUAGCCAUUUUCGCCUUAAUUUUAUGGAGCCCCAAGACCACGAAUUCGACUAAGAGCAAAGCGAACAUUGCUGGCGAUGAGGGAAUCGCACGGGAAAUAGGCGGAGAAGAGGAGCCUUGCGGAUGGAACCCGGAAUCUGGAACCACGGAAUUAGACGAAUGUUUCCUUGAACUAAUCACAUAUCAAGGGAGAGAGUUUCAAAAUUACUCUGUGGAAAAUGCCAUUUAUUUUGGGCCUAUCGACGAUGAUGAAAUUGAACGACUGGAGCUACAACAUCGCGUUCUCAGCACAGUUUUCGACGAGCGAUUGAUAUUUCCUCCAGUGGACUCGCCAAAACGAGUUCUUGAUUGCGGUUAUGGGACCGGAAGUUGGGCUGUCGAAGUUGCGGAAAAAUAUCCAUCUUGUGAAGUUAUCGGGGUAGAUAUAUCUCCGCACAUGAGGCCGGAUGAAACGCCUGAGAACCUAUGGCUGCAGGUUGAUGACUUAAAUCGACCGUUCACAUUUAAACCAAACUAUUUCGACGUUGUUCACUCCAGGCUUGUCGCUUCCGGAUUGCAUAGGCAGAGAUGGCCGAGCUAUAUUAGGGAUAUAAAAAAAACGCUGAGACGUGGCGGUUGGGUACAAAUGGUCGAAAUAUACUUCAAUGUACAAUCAGAUAACGGUACUAUUACCCAUGAUCACGCCUUGAGGCAGUGGAGUUCGAAAUAUUUUCAAAGCAUCGAGGACGUGAAAGACCCUAGAGUUGCAAUGAAUUUGAAAGGCCUUCUGGAAUCUGCCGGGUUCGCCAAUAUCCAAACGACAUUGAUUAAUGUCCCUUUGGCUCCUUGGCCAAAUGACGCCCGUUUGCGUGGGAUAGGAAGCAUGAAUAGGCCAAAUGUCUAUAGCCUUCUCGGUUCGUUGGCAUUAUAUCCACUUAUGAAGCGAAUGAACAUGUCUCGAGAAGAAUUUGAGGUACUUGUCGCCCAAGCUCGCACCGAGGUAGAUAACCUAUCUCUUAAGGCAUAUUUCCCGCUAUAUGUUGCCAUUGGCCAAAAGCCGUGA